Messenger RNA from Hypoxylon trugodes, 1947 nucleotides. RefSeq names its product WD40 repeat-like protein. Bases 1 to 1947 code for a protein of 648 amino acids. The record is from RefSeq and is a predicted model, not a curated record. Lineage: Eukaryota; Fungi; Ascomycota; Sordariomycetes; Xylariales; Hypoxylaceae. The transcript is spliced from 4 exons. Gene Ontology annotation, cellular component: small-subunit processome; nucleolus; 90S preribosome. Gene Ontology annotation, molecular function: protein binding. Gene Ontology annotation, biological process: maturation of SSU-rRNA from tricistronic rRNA transcript (SSU-rRNA, 5.8S rRNA, LSU-rRNA).
AUGAAGGUCACUAAUCAAGGAGAUGUGUCGGUGUACACCAUAGCUGGUGCCAAUACGGCGCGGCCUCUGCCAGACUGGCUAGCCCGUCGCCGAAAACGUAGCUUGAAGUCAGAUCCCGAGUACCAAAAUAGAAUAGAACUUUUGCAAGACUUCGAGUUUGAAGAAGCGAGCCAAUGCGUCAGGGUUUCGGAGGACAAUGAUUGGAUUAUGUCCACCGGAACAUAUAAGCCGCAAUUCCAUGCACACUACUUACCUCACCUUGCCCUAUCCUAUACGAGACACACGAAAUCUCUUAAUACAACCUUCUUACUCCUUUCCACCGAUUAUUCCAAAUCCCUACAUCUACAAAGCGAUAGAAAACUUGAAUUCCAUACCCCCGCCGGUUGUCACUACGAGUUACGCCUACCUAGGUACGGAAGAGACCUCGUUUACGAUCGUUAUUCAACCGAAGCGCUAGUUCCCUCGGUGGGACUAGACUCCGAUGGCCACGGUGAAGUCUUUCGGAUGAACCUAGAAGUGGGAAGAUUUAUGAAAUCAUAUCAAAUCGACGUUGGAAACGACGAGGGUGUCGAAUCCGGCCUACAGGGAAGCAUCGGUGUUGGUAGUGUCAAUACAGCCGCUAUCGCUGAGAAUAGCCAUAACUUGCUGGCGUUCGGCACUUCUCUAGGUUCCGUCGAAUUCUGGGAUUCACGAUCCAAAUCACGACUUGCUAUCCUCGGCGGUCAAGAAGGCGAAAUAACAGCUCUCGAUUUUAAUCCCACUGGUCUUUCGCUCGCCACAGGCACUUCAACCGGCCUGAUCAAACUUUUCGAUCUUCGAAGCCCGAAGCCGUUAAUACAAAAGGACCACGGUCCCGGUUUCCCUAUCAAAAACCUCAUUCACAUGACGACGUCUUCACAUGAGAAGAAGGUCUUAUCCGCCGAUAAACAGAUGAUUAAAAUCUGGGAUGAACUUGAUGGCGAGACAUGGACUUCAGUUGAGCCCUUGGUCGAUAUCAACUUUGUGACAUGGUGCAAAAAUUCGGGAAUGAUCCUUACAGCAAAUGAGGGCAAGCCUCUUCACAGCUUCUUCAUACCACAAUUGGGCCCCGCGCCCCGGUGGUGUUCAUUCCUUGAUAACAUGGUUGAAGAGAUGGCUGAAGAGAUCAGCACCGAUCAGUAUGACAACUUCAAAUUCUUGACAUUGCCAGAGUUGAAAUCACUCAGCUUGGCGCACUUGAUCGGCAAGACGAACCUAUUGCGCCCCUAUAUGCACGGUUAUUUUGUGGCCUCGAAGUUGUACGAUCAAGCCCGCCUGAUCGCCAAUCCAUAUGCCAUGGAAGAGGAACGCGCGAAACGCAUCAAGGAGAAGGUUGAAAAGGAGCGUUCCAGCCGAAUCCGUGGCAACAAGAAGGUUAAGGUCAACCAGAAGUUAGUCGAUAAGCUACUCAAGCGCCAAGAGAAGAGAGCCCAAGUAGAUCCAAAGGCUGGCGUUCUAGGUGACGAACGAUUCAACCGUUUGUUCGAAGACGAAGAGUUCAAGAUCGAUGAGACCAGUCGCGAAUUUCAAGUUCUAAACCCUAGCACGAAGGUUGAUCCAGAAACAGGUGCGGUUACUACUAAGCCAGGCGCACAGUUUUCAGACGAGAGCGAAGAUGACGCAAGUGAUGAUGAAAGCGACGAUGAAAUACACUCAGAAAGGAAUGCGCCGAAGGAAAUGGUCAUGCACGUCAGCAAUUCUAACCGAAGCGAUGGCCAAUCAUCAAAAGAUACGUCGUUAGGCUCUAGAGCUCAAAAGUCGGGUCGUAUCAGCAAAGCCCGGGGUGGCGAUGUUGUGGGGGAGAGGCAUGUCACAUUUGUUCCAGAGUCAAGGAAAAAUAAGGACGAAGAAGCUCCAAAACCACAGAGAAAAGAUCGACGAACAGACUCGCGACGGAGUGCUAGUGCUAAUGUCUUCAGGCGUCUUUGA